Molecule: messenger RNA, 2478 nt
Organism: Meleagris gallopavo (turkey)
Lineage: Eukaryota; Metazoa; Chordata; Aves; Galliformes; Phasianidae
Source: RefSeq, a predicted model, not a curated record
AUGGAUAUUGGAUAUUGGAUCUUGCUAGCUGUCAUCCUUACUUUAUGUUACACACUGUGUGGAAAGGAUAGGGAAAAUCUCCCUCCUGAGGACCAGAAAGAGAAUAAAAGAGUAGGUAGUUGGGAAACCAAUGACCUUCUGUUUCCAAUUUGUACCUACAGGUGUUUUAUUCUUCCAAAUGACACUAUUCACUGUGAAAGGGAGCUGUACCAAUCUGCCAGAGCCUGGAAGGACCACAAGGCUUACAUUGAUAAGGAGAUUGAAGCUCUCCAGGACAAAAUCAAGAAUUUGAGGGAAGUUAGAGGGCACCUAAAAAGAAGAAAACCAGAUGAAUGUGAUUGUACUAAACAGAGCUACUACAACAAAGAGAAAGGUGUAAAGGCUCAAGAGAAAAUCAAGAGCCAUCUUCAUCCCUUCAAAGAAGCAGCACAGGAAGUAGACAGCAAACUGCAGCUAUUCAAAGAGAAUCGCAGAAGGAAGAAGGAAAGGAAGGGGAAAAAGCGCCAGAAGAAAGGGGAUGAGUGUAGCCUUCCUGGACUGACGUGUUUUACCCAUGACAACAACCACUGGCAAACUGCUCCUUUCUGGAACUUGGGAUCUUUCUGUGCUUGCACAAGCUCAAAUAACAACACUUACUGGUGUUUGCGAACAGUGAAUGACACCCACAAUUUUCUCUUUUGUGAGUUUGCAACUGGCUUCUUGGAAUAUUUUGAUAUGAACACUGAUCCCUAUCAGCUGACGAACACCGUACAUACAGUGGAAAGAGGCAUUUUAAAUCAAUUACAUGUACAGUUAAUGGAAUUGCGAAGUUGUCAAGGUUAUAAGCAGUGCAAUCCGAGGCCUAAGGGACUUGAAACAGAGGACAAUUAUGGGAUGGAUGGGAAGGCUAACCUGCCCAAUUUCACUGGUGACAUCAACUGGCAAGGACUGGAAGACCUGUACAGAGUGAAUGAAAGUAUAUAUGAACACAGAUACAACUAUAGACUUAGUCUGGCUGACUGGACUAAUUACUUGAAGGAUGUAGAUAGAAUGUUUGCACUGCUGAACAGUUACUACCAGCAAAAUAAAACAGACAAGGCUAACACUGCUCAAAGCAACAGGGAUGGAGACGAAUCAUCUACAUCAACUUCAGUGGAAAUGUCUUCUGCAGAAGAGGCGAGCGGCCUGACUGGAGAAGAACUGGAGCUUAUUGUGCCAACAGACUUUGCAUCCCUAGCUUUGAGUACCAUGAAUUUAAGUCAGGAGAGAAAACUUGAAUUAAACAACGAUAUUCCUGAAAAAAGUAGUUUGAAUGACGCACACUGGAGAAAUAAUCAAGCUGAAAAAUGGAUGGAGGAUAAAGAAUCAGACCGUUUUGAUAUGGAUUUUAGUGGAAAUGGUUUGAUAGAGUUGGAGUCCCGGCAUGGCUUCAUGCUACAACCCAUCAGCAUUCCUCAAAAAGACACUCAUCAGGACACUGAUGCUAUGAGAGACAUAUUUGGAGAUCAAAUGUAUCUUCCCGUGAGGUCUGAUCAACCUGUUGUUCAUCAGGCUGUAAAUGUAUCCAUUAGGGAUUCAUCCAUCAGUACCCAGAAAACAGGAACGUUUUUGAAAGAAACAGAACAGAGUCUUAGAGAGGAAACUUCACAAGUCCUAAACAUAGAAGGCAGUGCCUCAUCUCCAAUCUCCUUGGGUUAGAUCAAGUUGCAAAUCAUUAAAUACAUUCUCCUUUUCAUUAUUAGCAGACUAAUAAAGGUCAUCAUGACAACUGACAUUCCAUGUUCGCUGUAGAUAAAAUUUGCAGCUAAAUUAAGACCAGUUCAGUAUUUGUCUGUGUGUGUUUUAUUCACACGUACAUAUACAUACUUUCACAGUGAUUCUCCACACUGGAAAGCAAGAUUUCCAGCUUUUUAAUGGAAAGAAACAGUGUUAACUUUCUAAUGCAGUAGCACAUUCUCUGUAAGCUAAAAUAAUUUCUUUGACGAGAAUGUUCAAGUGACUUUCUCCAUUUCCAAAUGAUCCCACCAUGAAUGAAUGUUUCAGUCCACUCGAUCUGUCUGCAUAAUGUAUUUUUGAUAAAUUAUUUUAACCACUGGAAAUUCCUAAUGCCACACUUUUAACUAAAAUGAUGUUGCACUUUUAAAAUCUGUAUGCCAUACCAUUUAUGAAUCUAAUAGCUUACCUGUUCUUAGUUUGUUCGUUGAUUAAUGUAAUUGUGAAACCAAUAAAUAGAUUGACAGGAAAGAGGUAAUCAGCAUGGAUUGUGGAAACAGACUGUUUGAAUAUCAUUUUAGCAAAAAUAUUGCAUGUUUUUGUUACUUCGAUUUAAUUAAAUUUACUCUCAGAAAGGUAUGGCUAAUAAUUGUUAACUAUAGGAGGAUUUGUUUAAAUUGGAUUGUUUCCCUAUAUAUGAUAUUGUCAGUAUUAAAAAUACAUGAGGUUUUUUUUGACUUUUCUUUUUAUCUGAUACUGGUAGAAGGGUUUACAUCAAUUCAUAUA